CGCAACCCAAGAGAGAAUCUGUGAAACGCAAGCACAACACAAAUGAGAAUCGGUGAAACGCAAGCGCAACACAGGUGAGAAUCGGUGAAACGCAAGCGUGACACAAGUAAGAAUCGAUGAGAAACGCAAGCGCAACACAAGUGAGAAUCAGUGAAACACAAGUGAAAAUAAGUGAAACGCAAGCGCAGCACAAGUGAGAAUCGGUAAAUGCAAGCGCAACACAAUUGAGAAUCAGUUAAUCGCUAGGGCAACUCAAGAAAGAAUAGUGAAACGCAAGAGCAACACUAGAGAGAAUCAGUGAAACCCAAGCGCAACACAAGUGAGAAUCAGUGGAUAUGCAAGCGCAACACAAAUGAGUAUCAGUGAAAUGCAAGCGCAACACUAGAGAGAAUCAGUUAAAACCAAAGCGCAACACUAGAGAAUCGGUGAAACGCAAGCGCGAGAAACAGCAAAAUGGAAACGCCUUUUUUUCCGGACCGCAAUGAAGAAAAAAAAUUGCAGUGAAAAAAAUGUACCCCAUGCAUGGUACCAUCGCUAUUGAGUCCUAUAUUCAUACUAUGAGGUCAUCAUUUUUGGGAACUGCUGGAGUGUAACAACCUUUCGAAAGUGAAAAUCUGCUUCGCUGGCGUAAUUACUUGCCUUGAGAACGCUCUCGCUAUCAUUCUUCAUUUCUACUCACGAAAUUUCAAGUCAACAGUGGCUCGAUAUCAUCUCAGUUUUCUAACGGUUCAGAAAAUCUCCAAUAAGGCUUGAGGCAUACGUCGAACCGAACUUCAACCGAAUUAAUUGAAUAACUGGCGUGUGUCCAAGGCAAGCUUAUUUCCAGUGUCUGCAUACGUCGAGUCUAUUUUUCAGGAAAUUCUAGAGUUUCUCCAGCCGCGGGAUGGAUAAUGAGGGCGAGCCCUUCACUCACUGGGACGUGGCCGAGUUGGAGAGGGUGCAAAGGGUGCGUCCAAACCUGCCCGUCAUUUUCUGGUUCCUCUUAAUAUGGGGGACGGAGAUCAGUCCGCUUACGCCAGCCCAGCAGAUUCAGUUACUGAAGGUGUGCUACGACAUCGCCUUCUUGCUAAGAGACAGUGAGAUGAUGGUGGCGGUGUAUGGGAGUGCGGGUAAGGUGUAUCGUGAGAUGCGUCUGUUUGACCAAGCACUGGCAUGUUUGUCAACGGCACUAGAAAUUGCAAAAGCAAUAGGCAGCAUAGAGCUGCAGGCAAAAUGUUUUCAUGACAUGGGCAGUACCUAUAUCAAGCUUCAUAACUACAACAAGGCACUGGACUACUACAAGCAGUCACUAAACGCCUACAUGAAGACUGGGGAAGAGCGUGGACAAGCAAAUGUUUAUAAAAACAUUGGUACUCUUUACAUGACCCUCGGUGACAAUGGUCAAGCCAUGGUGAACUACAAACAUGCGUUAUGUAUAUACGAGAAGUUCGGGGAAGAGCGUAAACAAGCAGAUGUUUAUAACAAUAUCGGUGUUGUGUUCAUGUCCCUCGGUGACAAUAGUCAAGCCAUGGAAAACUACAAACAUGCGUUAUGUAUAUACGAGAAGUUCGGGGAAGAGCGUGAACAAGCCGAUGUUUAUAGCAACAUCGGUAAUACGUACUACACCCUCGGUGACAAUGGUCAAGCCAUGGUGAACUACAAAAAUGCGUUAUGUAUAUACGAGAAGUUCGGGGAAGAGCUUAAACAAGCAGAUGUUUAUAACAAUAUCGGUUUUGUGUUCAUGUCCCUCGGUGACAAUGGUCAAGCCAUGGAGAACUACAAACAUGCGUUAUGUAUACACGAGAAGUUUGGGGAAGAGCUUAAACAAGCAGAUGUUUAUUCCAACAUCGGUGCUGUGUUCAAGUCCCUCGGUGACAAUGGACAAGCCAUGGAAAACUACAAACAUGCGUUAUGUAUAUACGAGAAGUUAGGGGAAGAGCGUAAACAAGCAUAUGUUUAUUUCCAAAUCGGUGCUGUGUUCAAGUCCCUCGGUGACAAUGGUCGAGCCAUGGAAAACUACAAACAUGCGUUAUGUAUACUCGAGAAGUUCGGGGAAGAGUGUAGACAAGCAGAUGUUUAUAACAACAUCGGUGCUGUGUUCUAUUCCCUCGGUGACGAUGGUCAAGCUAUGAUGAACUACAAAAAAGCGUUAUGUAUAUUCAGGAAGUUUGAGGAAGAGCACGGGCUAGCAACCGCAUGUGGUAACAUUGCUAAUAUUGCUCGAUUUUAUGAUCCCGUGGAAGCAAUGGAGCUUUACCGGUCGGCACUAGCUCUUUUUCAAAAACACGGUGACGUGAUUCGUCAGGCUGAAACAUGGCACAACAUAGGUAUCGUGUAUCUGAAUAUGUCGGAGGAUCCAGAGGCAGAGAAGAGUUUAAAAGAGAGUUUACGGCUUUUUGAACUAGUAUUUAUGAACCUUGGAAGCCUCGAAAAAUUGAAAAUUACCGUUAUAGAGACUUACAUCAAAACAUAUCGUUGUCUUUUUCGAGUCUCCAUUAUACUAGACAAACCAGAACAGGCGUUACUAGCAAGCGAACAAGGACGAUCACGCGCUCUCAAAGAUAGCCUACAAAAAAAAUAUGGACUAGAAAGCAAUGCCCCCAGUGAUGAGGACACACGCUAUACAAGCUCAUUAAUCAGUGAAGACAAUACGUCGUUUGUUGUCAUUUGCUUGUCACUAGAAUGGCUUCAUUUGUUUACACUUGCAAGCGGGAAGCCCUUGGUUACCGAAUCGGUACCAAAAGAAAUAUUCUCAAGCGUCGAGUCUGAAAUCAAUGGAAAAGAGUGGUUACGAGACUACAUAGACAGGAUGGUAAAUGAGGCAAAUGCACACGUUCGUCUAAACCGUGACGAAUCGUUUGAAGACAGAUCCCUGAGAUUGAGCUGCGAUGACGACGGUGAUGAGUCACGGCAGCCAUCCGUGUUGGCACGAGGCGUGAGAACAGCUACCGAGAUUGAGAGGGCUCGCAAGUCGACUGAGGUCAGAGCCGAGCCAAGCGAGAACAGUGAAGACGGGAACUUCCCUGAAACAAGCUCGACAAAUAGUCAGGCUACUGGUGGUACACAGAAUCAACCUCAACUACCUACCCAAGCUCCAAUGAGCCAAGCCACAGGGAUACCACAAGAAAGCGAUGCAAUCACCUCUGUUAAAGUGCCGCAGGAGCACGAGGAUGACACGUGUACACCACUCCUACCAAGCGGUCCCGAGACACCCAUACACCACGACCCGCUAGAAGUGUUGUACCGACUGCUGAUCUCUCCAAUUGAGGAUCACCUCACUGGGCCUGAAGUGGUGUUCAUUCCGGAAGAUUUUACUUUCAAGAUUCCAUUUGGGGCCAUGAAAGACCCCGAUGGGAGAUUCUUGGCUGAGCGAAAACGCAUCCGGACUGGCCCAUCGCUGUCUACCCUCAAGCUGCUGAGGGAGUGUCCUGAACACAAACACAGCAAGCAGAGUGUGCUGGUUGUCGCCAACCCGAGAUCUAAUGUGAACGUUGAGUGGCCCGAUGAGUUCGGACAACUUAAGGUCAAGCCAUUCAGUGAUACAUUUGCAGGUCUCCCUAAGGCAAGUGAAGAAGCAAAAAUGAUCCGCGAUCUUCUGCCCGAUGUGACUUGUCUGAUGGAAAAGCGAGCAACAAAGAAUGCGAUCCUUGCCAAGCUCAAGGAGGGUGUCGGGAUAAUCCAUAUCGCAUCGCAUGGCAACGCAAGGACAGGGAAAAUCCUAGUAGCCCCUGGACCACGCCCACAUGACGAAAUCGCCCCCUCCAAAGACUUCCUUCUGACAUUGGAGGAGAUCUACUCGUGCCAAAUCAACGCGCGUCUUGUUGUGCUGUGCUGCUGCCAUAGCGGUACAGGCGAGAUCAGAGCCGAGGGUGUAAUGGGACUCACCCGAGCGUUCCUCGCUGCAGGAGCGCGCUCUGUUCUUGCCACACUAUGGCAGAUCAGCGAUGAGGCUACGCUUUACUUCAUGAAGCGUUUUUAUGGCCAUCUGGUCAGCGGACUGACUGCUAGUGCCAGUCUCCAACAGACUAUCCGCGACACAAUCGCCGACAAAGACAAAUACAGCCACCCGUACUACUGGGGGGCAUUUAUCUUAGUCGGCGACGAUGUUACUCUCACGGGAUGUUGUGAAUAAUGAGGGCUUAAAUGAAGCUCAACAUAUAGUGUGUAAAUGGACGAUGUUACUCUCACGUAAAGAUGUAAAUAAUGAGGGCUUAAAUGAAGCUCAACAUAUCAUAGUGUAUAAAUGGACGAUGUUACUCUCACGUAAAGAUGUAAAUAAUGAGGGCUUAAAUGAAGCUCAACAUAUCAUUGUGUAUAAAUGGAAGAUGUUACUCUCAUGUAAAGUUGUAAAUAUUGAGGGCUUAACUUUAGUCCAAUACAUCUUUCUGUAUGAGGGAGCCAUUUCAUUCUAAAAUAGAGUUUUGAAUUAGGUAAAUUAUUGUAUCAGUGUAGCUUCGUGUUACCUCUCUAUUUGAAGGGUCGAUUUAUUUGUAAUUUUGUUGUCAAUAGAGACAAGCUUUAUUGCUACGCUGGAUUUUAUAGGAUGCCUGUAGCUAGAAAUAUCUAGAAACAGAAGUGUAUAUAUUUGUAAAUUGAGAUUUGCAAUUUAAAGCACAUUAAAAAGCAUUUUAACUU
Nematostella vectensis (starlet sea anemone) is the source of this 4614-nucleotide messenger RNA. Its product is annotated as tetratricopeptide repeat protein 28. The record is from RefSeq and is a predicted model, not a curated record. The coding region runs from base 884 to 4111 and encodes 1075 amino acids. The transcript has 3 exons. NCBI's taxonomy places the organism in Eukaryota, Metazoa, Cnidaria, Anthozoa, Actiniaria, Edwardsiidae. Gene Ontology annotation, molecular function: protein binding.